UUUCUUUUCCCCUCCACUGGAGGUGGGUAAUUUGUUGGAACGUACUAUUUGAUGACUCUAGGAGGAGUUGACUGAAUUGCAACAAUUCCACCGGUUGUGAAAGAUGUCGGUUAUCGGUUGUGUUGUGAGCAAACGGAUCGAGACAGUGUAGGGGAACCGGUUGGAAAAGGAUCGACGCGUAAUAAUGGUCGCGUAUGAUUGCACACUCUCCCGAGAGGCUGAGAUAAAAAGGAAACGGGGAAAUAAUGAUACGGGCAGGGGAGGGGAGGAAGGCUGUUUCCAAGUCGGAUAAAGGCAGAAAGGUAGGCAAGAGAGAAAAAAAGUAUUGUUGUCUCUAGGAAGUGACGGUAAUGCUGGAUCGCGAUGCUUAAUUGCCUUAGUCGCCGUGUUAGGGUGACGGAGAAUGGCCUUGCAGGUGGCGGUAAGCACAACAGCACGAGGAACCGGCGGGAGGAUGAAAGGGACCGUCCUGUCUGCGCUCGGGCAAGCUUUGGGGAGAGGGGAAUAUAGAGGGUUUAGAAAACAGCCAGGUCAGGGCCAAAAUAGUCUGUUCGGCCAGGACGAACGAGAAUGGAAACUCGAUCAAAUAAAUUUCCACCAGCGCGAAUGCGUGAUAGCGCAAGAACCGAUGUCUCGAUCUAGGUUGGUGGCAACGCCAGGGCAGUCGCACAGUCACCCUAAAAUCAAGACGGCUAGAGGAGGGAGGGGAGGAGGGGGGGUGAGGGGUGGGAAAGUGGGAGGAAGAGGAGGGGGGAAAAUGGUUCGACUCGACUCGGAAAAGAGAAACCUGGGCAGAAGAGGCGGCCUAAAAGGCUUCGGACAGGACGAGCAAGAGGCUAUUCGGCAGGAGGAAAAAUCGCAGGAUAGAGAGCAACACCUCGUGGGAUCCGAGGGUACGGUGGAGCGCGUGGGCCCGUAAUCUUUUUUACACUCUUUAGUAAUGAAACGGAGUUGGAGGCAAAGAAUA
Molecule: messenger RNA, 967 nt
Organism: Aspergillus homomorphus CBS 101889
Lineage: Eukaryota; Fungi; Ascomycota; Eurotiomycetes; Eurotiales; Aspergillaceae
Exons: 1
Coding region: 404-919 (171 amino acids)
Source: RefSeq, a predicted model, not a curated record